GUGGAGCUGGAUUGACUCAUGUAAGUGCGAUGGUGGCGUCGGCGCACUUAACAGGGCUCUGGCGCGGCAAUGGGUGGUGUUUGGCUAGUGACUGCUAUUCAUCGUUUUGCUACCCUGAAGAGAUGCUCAGCCUUGCCAAGACCGUCGCGAAGCGCUCGACGCGCUCGUUCUCGACGAUCGAGAAGGACCUCCCCAACAUGAUCGACCAGGCCGUCGGUCGCCAGGGCGCCGAGCUCAAGCUCGCGGAGGAGGGCAUCGAGCUCUUCUCGCGCGACCCGAUCUUCACGGAAGAGUCGCAGGGCAACUCGAAGGAGAACCCGAUCCUUGUGCCCUCGUUCAACUCGCACCGCGCGAUCGGCAUCUCUCACAACGACUCCCCGUACAUUAAGUGGUUCAACCUCCAUGAAGGCAAGGUGUUCUACGUCCCGGACUACGACAAGUACUUCAAGCUUGACAACCGCAACCCGAACAAGGGCGCCGCGCACCACCAUUAGAUUGCAGCACUCCGGUUCUCAUCCUCAUCUUUAUACAAGUGAAAUAUGAUCUUCUUGUGCGAUGGCAGCAUACAAAAGAACAAGUCAUUGGACGCAAACUCGACUAUGGACAGCAAUAAAUACAAAAAUCCAUAGCAGGCCGC
Molecule: messenger RNA, 637 nt
Organism: Saprolegnia parasitica CBS 223.65
Lineage: Eukaryota; Oomycota; Saprolegniomycetes; Saprolegniales; Saprolegniaceae
Exons: 1
Coding region: 30-494 (154 amino acids)
Biological process (GO): mitochondrial electron transport, cytochrome c to oxygen
Cellular component (GO): mitochondrial envelope
Source: RefSeq, a predicted model, not a curated record